Molecule: messenger RNA, 4744 nt
Organism: Lates calcarifer (barramundi perch)
Lineage: Eukaryota; Metazoa; Chordata; Actinopteri; Centropomidae
Gene: smad3a
Product: SMAD family member 3a
Exons: 8
Coding region: 593-1870 (425 amino acids)
Biological process (GO): regulation of transcription by RNA polymerase II; transforming growth factor beta receptor signaling pathway; BMP signaling pathway
Cellular component (GO): heteromeric SMAD protein complex
Molecular function (GO): RNA polymerase II cis-regulatory region sequence-specific DNA binding; DNA-binding transcription factor activity, RNA polymerase II-specific; I-SMAD binding
Source: RefSeq, a predicted model, not a curated record
GCUCAGACUGGCCUUUCACGGGUCUGCUGUGCAGCCUGAAGCCUGAAGCCUGAAUGGAGAGUCUCAGCAGCAGCUCCUGCAUUAGCAUUUGAUGCAGACUUCUAGCAGACUUCAGUCGGCGGACCCAGUGCCGCGGAUGAACACAUCAAAACUUUGCUGAUCGGGUUGUUAGAGCAUCCGGAGUAAAACGCCGACAAAGUACUUUCACUUCGGCGUGUUAAUCUUGAGCAAGUUAUAGACGCGAAUUGGGGUGUGACUCAAGUUAGUUGUGCAUUAAACAGCUGCGACUAAGAAGUGCAGACGAGGACUAGGUUUCCUGGCGGAGUGGCACUAAAUCCAAAGCGCAACAGACUACCAGUGCACAGUCCACCGCUGAGGUCGAUCCAGACGGACUGAGUCCGCUAAAACUGGAGGGCUUAACUCCGGUGAUGCUUCCGUGUGGCGUUUAAUAAACAACAACCUGUCUACUGCUUAAUAACGCUUCUAAUCUACGGUGUUUGGACCGUUUGAAGAGCACCCCACCACCCCAGCCGUGUUUUUAGCCCAAACCGACGGGACUUCUCGACACUGGAAGGACUUAACUGAACUCAAGAUGUCAAUUUUGCCUUUCACUCCCCCCAUUGUCAAAAGACUUUUGGGCUGGAAGAAAGGAGAGCAGAACGGCCAGGAGGAGAAAUGGUGCGAGAAAGCCGUGAAAAGCCUGGUGAAGAAGCUGAAGAAGACGGGACAACUGGACGAACUGGAGAAAGCCAUCACCACCCAGAAUAUCAACACAAAAUGCAUCACUAUACCGAGGUCUCUGGAUGGCCGUCUGCAGGUCUCCCACAGAAAAGGUCUGCCCCACGUCAUCUACUGCCGUCUGUGGCGCUGGCCUGACCUGCAGUCCCACCAUGAGCUGCGGGCGGUGGAGCUGUGCGAGUACGCCUUCCACACGAAGAAGGAUGAAGUGUGCGUCAAUCCGUACCACUACCAGAGAGUAGAGACGCCAGUACUCCCACCUGUGCUGGUGCCCAGACACACAGAAAUCCCUAGUGAGUUCCCACCGCUGGAUGACUACAGCCAUUCAAUCCCUGAAAACACCAACUUCCCUGCUGGAAUUGAGCCCCAGAGCAACUACAUACCAGAAACGCCACCACCAGGCUACCUCAGCGAGGAUGGAGAGACCAGCGAUCACCAGAUGACCCACAGCAUGGACACAAGCUCUCCAAACUUGUCACCUAACCCUGUUUCACCCACACACAGCAACUUAGACCUUCAGCCAGUGACAUAUUGUGAGCCAGCCUUCUGGUGCUCUAUUUCAUACUAUGAGCUGAACCAGCGAGUAGGAGAGACCUUCCACGCCUCACAGCCCUCACUGACAGUGGAUGGCUUCACGGACCCCUCCAACUCAGAGCGUUUCUGCCUUGGCCUGUUGUCCAACGUCAACCGCAAUGCAUCUGUGGAGCUGACACGCAGACAUAUCGGCCGUGGUGUGCGGCUGUAUUACAUUGGAGGAGAAGUGUUUGCUGAGUGUCUCAGCGACAGCGCCAUCUUUGUCCAGAGCCCCAACUGUAACCAACGCUACGGCUGGCACCCUGCCACGGUCUGCAAGAUACCCCCAGGAUGUAACCUGAAGAUCUUCAACAACCAGGAGUUUGCUGCCCUGCUGGCCCAGUCAGUCAACCAGGGGUUUGAGGCUGUGUACCAACUCACCAGGAUGUGCACCAUCCGCAUGAGCUUUGUCAAGGGCUGGGGAGCUGAGUACAGGCGACAGACAGUGACCAGCACCCCCUGCUGGAUCGAGCUCCACCUGAACGGCCCCCUGCAGUGGCUCGACAAAGUGCUCACACAAAUGGGCUCCCCAAGCAUCCGCUGCUCCAGCGUCUCUUAGGGGAGACCCCUCAUCCUCCCACUUCCUGUACAACACGUCUCCUGUCAAUGACUAAAAAACAUACAGACUUCAUGCAGACAAGAACAGCUACACAAGUACGGAAGGAUGAUGAACUCCUCACCUCAUUCAGCCAGUCCUCAUUCUGUAACUUAGUCCUUCCUCCCCACCAGCUGUCAGUAGCACUUUUUAUAUACAUGUUGUUUGUGGCAAAAGGGGACAAGUGCAUUAAAGCAGUACCGUGUUAGUAUGAUCUCCACAUUUUGUCCAGAAUUAUUUUGAUGGCAAUUUUUUUCUUUGGCAUCUAUGUGCCAGAAAGGCUGUAGCAAUGGGAGGAGGCUUUUUUUCCAAUUAAGAGAUUCUUAUUUUCUUUGCUUCUUUUGUUGAAAUUUAAUUUUCAUGAUUUUUACGAUAUCUUUUGUACAGAUGUUAAAAGUGAAUCAUGGAUUUUAAAAAAAAGAAUUUAAUUUUUUAAGCAUUAAUAACAAUUUUGUAAAGCAUGUGUAAGAUCAUGUUAAAUGCAUUUCACUUGACUUUGUUUCUGUAUUUGGGCAUUUGAUAGGUUAUGAAGAUAAUGGAAUAAUGGAAAUGGUCAAACAUCAGUUGUUAACACUGUGUGAAGGAAUAUACUGUAAACCUAGUUCAAAUAUUUGUUUAUUUCAUACUGUUAUUUUAUGUAGCCUUUGUUACUCUGAGAAGGCAAAUAACAGGGCGUUUAAAGGCGCUAUAUGUAGGUUUUUGCGAUCGCUACAUAGCCAACGUUGACACUAUCAGCUGUUUACUUACCAAGAGCUUCAGCCAUUAUUGCGUUUAUGAGACAAGAGGUUAGAAUAUGUUUUCUGGGCAGAGCUACAUCUUCAUCCUCUCAUGUUGGACUGAGGGUAGCCUGGACUGGAAUAUUACAAGAUGGGAAGGUCAGCUGGUUUGCCUGCUAACUUCAGUAGAAGAAUUAGAAGCAAAACAAAAGUUAACACUGGCAUAAAGGAAUAAUGUUUGAUGGUGAACUUGCAACAUUUCCUCUAGACUGGUAUGUGAACAGCUGUUAAUGCUAACAUUGACUUUGUAGCGAUAGCAAAACUUACAUGUAGCACCUUUGACUACAUCCUUGAGUUUCAGACAGAAACAAAUGAUAAACCAAGGAAUCAAGUUUAGAUGAAACUUUUUCCCCCUCUGAUAGCUGUAAACCAUUCACUGAUUUGAACUGUGGGCCAAAUUACUCUGAUACAGCAGUCUGAUGCUUCAUGAUACAGUAAAGCAGAGAGGAGUCACAACUCUUUAAACCCGUAUGUAAGUAUUUAAAGAUCAUCAUCAGGAGGAUGAUGCACUUUUGUAAAAUGUUAAUAUUCUAGUAAGGCAAUGUGGACAAAGUACAUUCAGUGUAGUUCAUAGCUUCAGUAGUGCUUGUCAGAGGGCUAUGUGAAAUAUAGCCUGCAUUCAUUUCAGGAAGCUUUGCCAAUUUGCAAAAUAUAUUUGCAGCAUUGUAUUGUGUAGUAUCUAGUACAUACAGUAAUAGGCAUUUACACAGAACUUGAAACAUCUCACAUACUGUACUAUUCUGCAAACCUUUAGUUAAAUUACGAACAUGCAAAAUGUAGUUGGAGCACUUAUGUGUGUGACAGGAAAACUCUGUAGAAAGCUUUCAAGCGUAAAGAGAGCAGGAAGAUGCCUUUGCUUUUUAAAUUUUCUCUCUCAGCAGUCCAUAACAUUGGUCUUAUUUUUAACCAUCAGUAAUAUUGACUCUUUGCACACUCAGGACCGUUAAAAAAAAUGAUGUACAGAAACCAGUGAAAAUGACAGAUGCAUGACUCUUGAGACUUAAAAAGUCUAUUUUGCUACCAGUUAUUUUUGUAGGACAAUAAGGUGAUAAUGUGUUGACGACUUUGUCCUCUUGUCUUUUUGCAUGACAUGACAGAAAAUACUGCUGGCAGGUCUGGGGAUACUAACCUUGUAUUUUUCUACCUGUGAGGAUGAGGCAGUGUCAGUACAAAGCACAGCUUUUUACAAAGGGAAAUGUUUAGAUAGACAGAGGCAUGUAAAUAACAGUAGCUCCUCAAAAUCUGAUGUCCCUAUUUUUAAGGUCUAUGUACAUGUGGUACAUACAUGUGUUAUUAUGUGACCAUUAACCUUUAUAAUGUUAAUGGUAAUUUUGGAAGCAGGAGAACAAAAAAUAAGCUUAAAAUGCAAAAACAAACAAAAAAAAAGUUGGGAAAAGCUAUUGGUGAAAUAGAAAAGCAUAGUCUUAGCUUUGGUCCCAUUUCCUUUCAGCCACCCACUGUGGUGGAAGUGGAUCGAUUUCCUUCUGGUUCCAUAACACUAGACAAAGACACAGUGGGUGAACAUGGACAAUAUUUUGAAUCUUUUUACAGUACUUAUUUACGUUAACCCAGCUUUUGAUGUUAAUGCCCAGUGGUGCUAAUCUUUAAGAUUUUAGGGACUCAAGAGAACAAGCAAAGCCAUGAGAUUUUUACUUUUACUUAAAGCUGGUAGAUUUUUGAUCUCUGUUAAUUAACGAUGACGACUUGUGAAUCUUCUAACUAUAAUGUUGGAUUGUUUCAGAAACAGUAGUAUCUACCAAUCUGAGACAAGACAGCUCUUUGUAGAGCUUCUGGUGUCCUUGAACACAGCAGUCCUCAUCCUAAUGGGCUCUUAAACCCCAUAGUCAAUGUAAUUACCCAGUAGGGAAUAUUUUGCAAGCAAAUUUGUCAUUUUUAUACACUCUUCAAGUUAUAGUGCUUGUGUUUUUUCCCCCUUGUUUAAAAUUUUCACUGUAAUCGUUACUAUUAGUUGUGAUUUAUGCUUUUGUGCUGUUUUAGAUGUCUUGUAUAAAAUUAUACCCUUUAUUUUUCUCUGCCUAUAAAAAGUUGAUGUGAUGCUUUA